Molecule: messenger RNA, 1836 nt
Organism: Mytilinidion resinicola
Lineage: Eukaryota; Fungi; Ascomycota; Dothideomycetes; Mytilinidiales; Mytilinidiaceae
Product: Rap30/74 interaction domain-containing protein
Exons: 2
Biological process (GO): transcription initiation at RNA polymerase II promoter; positive regulation of transcription elongation by RNA polymerase II
Cellular component (GO): nucleus; transcription factor TFIIF complex
Molecular function (GO): RNA polymerase II general transcription initiation factor activity; DNA binding; TFIIF-class transcription factor complex binding
Source: RefSeq, a predicted model, not a curated record
GGCUUCAAGGUCUUCUCUCUUGUGACCACAAAGCGCGCCAUGAUGGAGGGCCUGCGUCAUCAUGUCAUGAGGCUCCAGCAGUCCAAGGAGAGAGCCCCGGUCAAGAUUGUCAACGAGUCCGAGUUUACACGCCCCAUCAGAUUGCACCGCCGCGAUCCCCGCGCCCCACCCGCCGGCGCAGGCGCGACUGUGAUUGACGAGGAUCCCGAAGCUACUCUGGAGGAAGACAAAGAGCGGGAGAGGGCCGAGAUCCAAAAGGAGGAGCGUAGACGCCAACGCGAGGAGAAUCAAGCCAAGAUUGCCCCGUCUACCACAAAGAAGAUGCCUGCUUUCCAGAAGAAGACUGAGCAGAUCUAUCGUCCAGAUGAUACCCCAGAAGCACAGAAGCGGUCUAAGCUCCGAUACGAAGAGGCUCUUCCAUGGCACCUCGAAGACUUCGACAACAAGCAGACAUGGGUCGGAUCGUACGAGGCAGAGCUGUCUGAUAAACACAUCAUGAUUGUUCCAGACCACAAGACUGAUGGUACUCCUCAAUACCGCAUGGUGCCGCUGGAGCGCUGGUACAAGUUCAUCUCCAAGAGCAAGGGAAAGCAGUUCACUGCCGACGAAGCCGACAAAAAGUGGAAUACUGUUGGUUCGGUGCCCUCCUUCAUCAAGAAUACCGAAGAGCGCAUCAUCAAGCGUGAGCGUGAGGAGUAUCAGAAGAAUAGGGGCCCUGGAAAGAUGAAGACUCGGAUCGCUGGCCGUGGUGAUGAUGACGCCCCACCCCGAAUCGGAGAAGACGGCAUGAUGAUCAAGGUCGAAGAGGAUGCAGAUGACAUCGACUUCAACUAUGAGGAUGACUUUGCCGACGAUGAAGAAGGCUUGAACGGGUUGUUCGAAGGAGAUGCGGAGGAGACCAAGGCCGCCGAAGAAAAGAUUCGUCGCGAUCGUUUGGCUGCUCGCAUCUUCGACCUCCGAGACGAGAGCAAAGUCGACGUGCAGGAGGAGCUCGACAAGGAGGAAGCUGCUAAGCAGAAGGGAUUACAGAAGCAGCUUCGGAAAGCUCUCAUGAAGCGAGAGAAGAACUACGACUACGAACAGUCCGAUUCUGACCGCUACGGAUCCUCAAGCGAGUCGGAGGAUGACUCCGAUGUGGAGAGGCAGAAGGAGAAGGAACGACGGGAGGAGGAGGAGCGGAAGGCUGCCGAGCGGCCUGGUGUUGCUAAGGAGGGUGACAAGCCCGCGUCCGGCGCGUCUACCAAGGGAACGAACACGCCUUCAGGCCAGCACAAACCUGUUGAUGUGUCCAAGCCAAACUCGAAGAAGCGUCCUGGCUCACCUAACCUCUCGGAAGCAAGUGGAAAUGAGUCUGCUCGGAAGAAGCACAAGAAGAAGCAUCGAGACGGGUCAGGGAAGGGAUCACUCGUAAGCGUAAGACUAUCGGACGCCCAAGGGGCACAAAACUCCUCACUCCGUGCUGCCGGAAGUCCUAGCGACUCGGAAAUCACAGACGGUGGUCGUCGGAAACAAUCGCUAAAAUUGAGGUUAGGUACAGGCAGAUCUCCUAAUGGCACCCCAGGCGGCAGCCGGGCAGGUAGCCCAGACACAGGUGCAGAACGCAGCAGAGCCACGAGCCCUCUCUCCGCCGCCGGUUCCACGCAAACGAUGCCGGGCUCGACAAUACCUGUCCCCACCAUCGAACAAAUCAAAGCCUUGCUCCGUCCAGAAGGCGUGAAGAUCAACGAGAUCAGCUCCAUAUUCAAAGGCCGGCUUGCACCAAAAGACAACCACGCCUUUAUCCAACGUGUGAAGGCGCUCUCCGUCUUCGACAAGGACAAAGGAUUGCUCUUCCCU